Molecule: messenger RNA, 1339 nt
Organism: Pistacia vera
Lineage: Eukaryota; Viridiplantae; Streptophyta; Magnoliopsida; Sapindales; Anacardiaceae
Exons: 2
Coding region: 86-832 (248 amino acids)
Source: RefSeq, a predicted model, not a curated record
ACCAAUUCUUCUUGUAUAUAUCAUCAACACACAAUUAGCCUCACUACACUCUCUCCACCAAGGAACAACGCACCCUUUAAUAAUAAUGGAGAACCGCCGCCAAAAGUCGAGCUCCGGGGAGCUGUUCUCCUUCCCUAGUACCCGAAAUCAAGACCAAGAUUCUGACUUUGAAUUUGGUUGCUUUACUCCUGACUCUCCCUCGCAAGACCCUUCAAGAAACUCACCUGCUGAUCAUCUUUUCUUCAACGGCCGCCUCUUGCCUCACUCUUUCCCAUGCGAUCAACGACCGUCUACUGACAACAUUAAUGCUGGUAUAUCUCGUGCGACAAGUCGAACGAGCAGUGUUAGUAGCAAGGAUUCGCUCAGGUCGUCGAGAAGUAAUAGUACUAACAGCAGGAGCAGUAGCUGCAGCAGCGCGAGAACGAGCUCGAGUGACAAUUCGGAGAGGAGAUUCUUGUAUUACAAUAACAAAAACACUGCAUGCAAAGCGACGAAAGCGAGUAGAAUCGUCACCGCUCAGCUGUAUGGAUCUUCGCAGAGGUGGCAACAUCUGACGCCGGUGCCUGCUGCAGUGCUGAAACGCGAGACUUCGCAGAGGAGAAAUGCCGGCGGAGCUGUGUUGAAAGAUGGGUUGAGAUCACCAUCUUCAUCAUCAUUAAAUAGAUCAGCUUCGCAAGGUACAGAAAGGAGGAGGAGUAGCCGUGACAGGGCGGCGGCGCAAGGGCUCUGCAAGAGAUUUUUCAUGUCGUUUUUGUUUGCUUGCAGAGAGUGCCAUGCCAUGGAACCAUCCACGAAAGAUGACAUUUUGCAAGCAAGACAUAUAAAAUUAUAGUUUGGUAUCUUGUUUUGGCAUGUAUUUUUGAGUAAUUGUAUAUUUUUUCAUCGAAAAUAUAUAGUCAUUUUCUGGAGUGAAGCUCAUCUCUCUUACCUGAAUGUCUACUAAAUUUUUGUAGAAUUACAAGAUGGAGUAAUGGUUUGAAAAUGCUUUAUUUUUGUACUUGGAAAGCUUUGUGAUAGUAUAAUCGUUGAAGAGCUUGAGAAAUGUACUUUGGCUGCAACAGAAUUAUGGAUUUUCUGUUUUUCUUCUGCAAAAAGCCUGUACAAUCAUUUGGAUCUAUGUCCUUCCAUUACUUAUUCAAAAGGUGUUUAGGCCAAUUUACGCACACCUCAACUAAUCUUCUGGGAUUUUGGAACUAAGAGUCACCCUACCUGAAACUACUAAUCGAGUAAGAGCUCUAGUGACUACCUCUAUUAGCACCUGAUGAGAGACUCGAGAUCGAGAUCUCCUGAGUAAUACACCCAAAAGACCUUAUCGAAUCGUUCGACUACCCAAAGGUAG